This is a messenger RNA of Ipomoea triloba (trilobed morning glory), 777 nucleotides long. RefSeq lists its product as uncharacterized. The transcript has a single exon. Bases 1 to 777 code for a protein of 258 amino acids. The record is from RefSeq and is a predicted model, not a curated record. NCBI's taxonomy places the organism in Eukaryota, Viridiplantae, Streptophyta, Magnoliopsida, Solanales, Convolvulaceae.
AUGAGUAUCUCGGCGACCAGCCAUUCUAGCGAGACAAGUUCUUCACAUACAAAGCCAAAGAAGGAUCGUCACGCUGGGAGCAGCCGAGGCCUGGCCCGGGGGGUACUAGAUCAAGUCCGAGCGGAGUUCAACAAAUGGAAGAAAGAGCAAGCCGAGGUCGACCCAAGGGGGAUGGAGAGCAAUUUGCACCGAGCGCUAUUUGUUCAAGAUAUUAUGGACCAGCCAUAUCCCAUGGAUCUCCGUGUGCUUGGGAGCAAAGAUUACUCUAGGCGAACCGACCCGGAAGAGCACGUUAACUCCUAUUACGGAAACAUGCUGAUGAUGGGAGUGUCCGACGCGGUGAUGUGCCGAGCUUUUUACUCGACCCUGUCAGGACGGGCGGCCGAGUGGUUCGCAUCUCUUGAACCAGGAUCCAUCGCCGACUUUUCCGAGCUAGCGAGGAAGUUUGUUCAUCCCUUUGCCAUCUCGAGGACCGCCAAGAAGCACUUUACUUCCUUGGAAAAGGCCAAGCAACGUGAAGGCGAGUCUUUGACCCUCUUCAGCGAACGGUGGAAGGCGGCCGUGGCGGAGAUAGAGCCAGUAGACGAUCGCACCGCGGUCAACCUACUGCUCUCUGUGCUACGGGCGGGGCCUUUGUACCAGGACCUCGUUCUUAAUCAGCCGAACACCUACAAGGAGGCCUUGAGAAGAAUGACCGACCACGCGAUAGCUGAAGAAGCCAAUGCCGCCAAGCGCAUGCAAGAAUCUGGAGGACAAGGUCGGAGAAACCUGAGAUGA